CCUGAGCACAAGCCCCAGCCACGGGGCUGGGCUUCCUGCCCACAUGUCCACCCACACAGGCUUCAAGCUCAGGUUAUAAAAGUCAUGUCUUUCUGGGAAGCUGGAGACAGAGGCCAGAGAGCGAUCGGGACAGCCCUAUUCUUGGAGAGGUCCUGGCGGGGAGGAUGCUGCUGUUCUGGGGGUCACUGCUAUGCUGGGGGCUGCUGCCCCAGGCUCAAGGGCAGGCCCGGCACCUGCUCUUCCUGCGGGUCAGCAAGGAUCAGCUGGAGACAGAUAUUUCAGACCUGUUCUCGGAACAGCGCAUCCUGGACCGCGUGACCAGGAUUCCUGUGACGGAGGCUGCAGAUGAAGGCGUCCCCAUCCUGGACCACCUGCCCUUCGUGAGAGAAGGCCUCUCCAGGAAGAGCAGCAGGCUUGACCUGUCGCUGGUCGGGGACCUGCUCUCCGGAAAGAGCCUCCCACUGCUGGAGGAGCUGUUCCAGGCGGGCGGGUUGAUCAUAGAAGAUGCCAAAGGACCUGAGGUCACCCUGCAAAUCCUAAGCGACAGCCUGUUCCAGGUCACACUGCAGACUAAACUGUACCUGUCCCUCCAGAGGAUCCUGCGGUUCAGCGUCAUCAAGAACAUCCGCAUCGGGGUACGGCUGGAACAGACAGGGAACAAGACCCGCGUGGCCUUCGACGACUGCCACACCCCACCAGGGAACCUGAGCAUCGAGGUCCUGGAGAAGAUGAACCCCUUCCUGGUGAACGAAGCUCUAAAGGUGAUGACUGGCGUCCUGGACAAGACGCUGCCUUUCUUCCUGCAGAAGAUGGUGUGCCCCCUGGCCACGACCCUGCUCAACUCGCUGCUGGAGGACGUGUUGCGCAUCACUCUGGCCCCGACCAUCUCGGGCCCAGAAGACUUCCAGUACCAUGUCACCACCACAGAGCUCACGGAGGAGGCCAUCCUGAUGCAGGUCCAGCUCGUGACCAGCUGCGGCCCAGGCCAGAGAGCUCCAAGGCCUGACCACCUGGCCCCCCAGCCCCUCCCAAAAUUAGCCCAGGGCAGCAUGGCGGACCUGGCCUUUUGGCUGGAAGAGUACAAUGACAUCCUGUCCUGCCUCUACACCAGCAAGGAGCUC
Messenger RNA from Equus quagga, 1121 nucleotides. Its product is annotated as BPI fold-containing family A member 1-like. Lineage: Eukaryota; Metazoa; Chordata; Mammalia; Perissodactyla; Equidae. Gene Ontology annotation, molecular function: lipid binding. The record is from RefSeq and is a predicted model, not a curated record.